Talpa occidentalis (Iberian mole) is the source of this 10742-nucleotide messenger RNA. It is a transcript of the gene PDS5B, whose product is annotated as PDS5 cohesin associated factor B. NCBI's taxonomy places the organism in Eukaryota, Metazoa, Chordata, Mammalia, Eulipotyphla, Talpidae. Gene Ontology annotation, biological process: DNA repair; mitotic sister chromatid cohesion. The record is from RefSeq and is a predicted model, not a curated record. The transcript has 35 exons. Gene Ontology annotation, cellular component: nucleus; chromatin. The coding region runs from base 98 to 4474 and encodes 1458 amino acids.
CCGUGGAGGAAGAGCCCGGCGCUGGCUCGAGUGGCUCCUCCCUGGCGACCGCGGGGGUCUGUCUGUCCUCCGGGAAAGCCUCGGACUUGGAACAACAAUGAAAGGGGGUAAAAAUAUAUCCAACAUGGCUCAUUCAAAGACAAGGACCAAUGAUGGAAAAAUUACUUAUCCUCCUGGUGUCAAGGAAAUCUCAGAUAAAAUAUCUAAAGAGGAGAUGGUGAGACGGUUAAAGAUGGUUGUGAAAACUUUCAUGGAUAUGGACCAGGACUCUGAAGAAGAAAAGGAGCUUUAUUUAAACCUAGCUUUACACCUUGCAUCAGAUUUUUUCCUUAAGCAUCCUGAUAAAGAUGUUCGCUUAUUGGUAGCCUGCUGCCUUGCUGAUAUUUUCAGGAUUUAUGCUCCUGAAGCUCCUUACACAUCUCCUGAUAAACUAAAGGAUAUAUUUAUGUUUAUAACAAGGCAGUUGAAGGGUCUAGAAGAUACAAAGAGCCCACAAUUCAAUAGGUAUUUUUAUUUACUGGAGAACAUUGCUUGGGUCAAGUCAUAUAACAUAUGCUUCGAGUUGGAAGAUAGCAAUGAAAUUUUUACCCAGUUAUACAGAACAUUAUUUUCAGUUAUAAACAAUGGCCACAACCAGAAAGUUCAUAUGCACAUGGUAGAUCUUAUGAGCUCUAUUAUAUGUGAAGGUGAUACAGUGUCUCAGGAACUUUUGGAUACUGUUUUGGUAAAUCUGGUACCUGCCCAUAAGAAUUUAAACAAACAAGCGUAUGAUUUGGCUAAGGCUUUACUGAAGAGGACGGCUCAAGCUAUUGAACCAUAUAUUACUAAUUUUUUUAAUCAGGUAUUGAUGCUUGGGAAAACAUCUAUCAGUGAUUUGUCAGAGCAUGUCUUUGACUUAAUUUUGGAGCUGUACAAUAUUGAUAGUCACUUGCUGCUCUCAGUUUUACCCCAGCUUGAAUUUAAAUUAAAGAGUAAUGAUAAUGAGGAACGCCUGCAAGUUGUUAAAUUACUGGCAAAAAUGUUUGGGGCAAAGGAUUCAGAAUUGGCUUCUCAAAAUAAACCACUUUGGCAGUGCUACUUGGGCAGAUUCAAUGAUAUCCAUGUACCAAUCCGCCUGGAAUGUGUGAAGUUUGCAAGUCAUUGUCUCAUGAACCAUCCUGAUUUAGCAAAGGACUUAACAGAGUAUCUUAAAGUGAGAUCACAUGACCCCGAGGAAGCUAUUAGACAUGAUGUUAUUGUGUCUAUAGUUACAGCUGCUAAAAAGGACAUUCUUUUGGUCAAUGAUCACUUGCUUAAUUUUGUGAGAGAGCGAACACUAGACAAACGGUGGAGAGUGCGCAAAGAAGCCAUGAUGGGGCUUGCCCAAAUUUAUAAGAAAUAUGCUUUACAAUCAGCAGCUGGAAAAGAUGCUGCAAAACAGAUUUCAUGGAUCAAAGACAAAUUGCUACAUAUAUAUUAUCAAAAUAGUAUUGAUGAUCGCCUUCUUGUUGAACGAAUCUUUGCUCAAUACAUGGUUCCCCACAAUUUGGAAACUACGGAACGAAUGAAGUGCUUAUAUUACUUGUAUGCCACACUGGAUUUAAAUGCUGUGAAAGCAUUGAAUGAAAUGUGGAAAUGUCAAAAUCUCCUCCGACAUCAAGUAAAGGAUUUGCUAGACUUAAUUAAGCAACCCAAAACAGAUGCCAGUGUCAAGGCCAUAUUUUCAAAAGUGAUGGUUAUUACAAGAAAUUUGCCAGAUCCUGGUAAGGCUCAGGAUUUCAUGAAGAAAUUCACACAGGUGUUAGAAGAUGAUGAGAAAAUAAGAAAACAGUUAGAAGUACUUGUUAGUCCAACAUGCUCCUGCAAGCAGGCUGAAGGUUGUGUGCGUGAAAUAACUAAGAAGUUGGGCAACCCCAAACAGCCUACAAACCCUUUCCUGGAAAUGAUCAAGUUUCUCUUGGAGAGAAUAGCACCUGUGCACAUAGAUACAGAAUCUAUAAGUGCUCUUAUUAAGCAAGUGAACAAAUCAAUAGAUGGAACAGCAGAUGAUGAAGAUGAAGGUGUUCCAACUGAUCAAGCCAUCAGAGCAGGUCUUGAACUGCUUAAGGUACUGUCAUUUACACAUCCCAUAUCAUUUCAUUCUGCUGAAACAUUUGAAUCUCUCCUGGCUUGUCUAAAAAUGGAUGAUGAAAAAGUAGCAGAGGCUGCACUCCAAAUUUUCAAAAACACAGGAAGCAAAAUUGAAGAGGAUUUCCCACAUAUUAGAUCAGCCUUGCUUCCUGUUUUACAUCACAAAUCUAAAAAAGGACCCCCCCGUCAAGCCAAAUAUGCCAUUCAUUGUAUUCAUGCGAUAUUUUCUAGUAAAGAGACUCAGUUUGCACAGAUAUUUGAGCCUCUACAUAAGAGUCUAGAUCCAAGCAACCUGGAACAUCUUAUAACACCGUUGGUUACUAUUGGUCAUAUUGCUCUCCUUGCACCUGAUCAAUUUGCUGCUCCUUUGAAGUCAUUGGUAGCCACUUUCAUUGUGAAAGAUCUUCUCAUGAAUGACCGGCUUCCAGGAAAAAAGACAACUAAGCUUUGGGUUCCAGAUGAAGAAGUUUCACCUGAGACAAUGGUCAAAAUUCAAGCUAUUAAAAUGAUGGUUCGGUGGCUGCUUGGAAUGAAAAAUAAUCACAGUAAGUCAGGAACUUCUACCUUAAGAUUGCUAACAACAAUAUUGCAUAGUGAUGGAGACUUGACAGAACAGGGGAAAAUCAGUAAACCAGAUAUGUCACGUCUGAGACUUGCUGCUGGGAGUGCUAUUGUGAAGCUGGCACAAGAACCAUGUUAUCAUGAAAUCAUCACAUUAGAACAGUAUCAGCUAUGUGCAUUAGCUAUCAAUGAUGAAUGCUAUCAAGUAAGACAAGUAUUUGCUCAGAAACUUCACAAAGGCCUUUCCCGAUUACGGCUUCCACUUGAAUAUAUGGCCAUCUGUGCACUUUGUGCAAAAGAUCCUGUAAAAGAGAGAAGAGCUCAUGCCAGGCAGUGUCUUGUAAAAAAUAUAAAUGUGAGACGCGAGUAUCUGAAGCAGCAUGCUGCUGUUAGUGAAAAAUUAUUGUCUCUACUUCCAGAGUAUGUUGUUCCAUACACAAUUCACCUUUUGGCACAUGACCCAGAUUAUGUCAAAGUACAGGAUAUUGAACAGCUUAAAGAUGUUAAAGAAUGUCUUUGGUUUGUUCUGGAAAUAUUGAUGGCUAAAAAUGAAAAUAACAGCCAUGCAUUUAUCAGAAAGAUGGUAGAAAAUAUUAAACAAACAAAAGAUGCCCAAGGACCAGAUGAUGCAAAAAUGAAUGAAAAACUGUACACUGUGUGUGAUGUUGCCAUGAAUAUCAUCAUGUCAAAGAGCACCACAUACAGUUUGGAAUCUCCUAAAGACCCGGUACUACCAGCUCGUUUUUUCACCCAGCCUGAUAAGAACUUCAGUAACACCAAAAAUUAUCUGCCUCCAGAAAUGAAAUCGUUUUUUACUCCUGGAAAACCAAAAACAACCAAUGUUCUAGGAGCUGUUAAUAAGCCACUUUCAUCAGCAGGCAAACAGUCUCAGACAAAAUCUUCACGAAUGGAAACUGUAAGCAAUGCAAGUAGCAGCUCAAAUCCAAGUUCUCCUGGAAGAAUUAAAGGGAGGCUUGAUAGUUCUGAAAUGGAUCACAGUGAAAAUGAAGAUUAUACCAUGUCUUCACCUUUGCCAGGAAAAAAAAAUGACAAGAGAGACGACUCUGAUCUUGUAAGGUCUGAAUUGGAUAAGCCUAGAAGCCGGAAAAAAACAACUGUCACAGAUUCAGAAGAGAAGUUAGGUUUGGAUGACCUGACUAAAUUGGUACAGGAACAGAAACCUAAAGGUAGUCAGCGUGGACGGAAGAGAGGCCAUACAGCUUCAGAAUCUGAUGAACAGCAGUGGUCUGAGGAAAAAAGGCUCAAGGAAGAUAUACUAGAAAAUGAGGAUGAACAGAAUAGUCCACCAAAAAAAGGUAAAAGGGGCCGACCACCAAAACCUAUUGGUGGAGGGACCCCCAAAGAAGAACCAACAAUAAAAACUUCUAAAAAAGGAAACAAAAAAAAGUCUGGACCUUCGACAACAGAAGAGGAGGAGGAAGAGGAAAGACAAAGUGGAAACACAGAACAGAAGUCAAAAAGCAAGCAGCACCGAGCAUCAAGAAGAGCUCAACAGAGCAGAGCAGAGUCUCCUGAAACUAGUGCAGUUGAAUCCACACAAUCCACACCACAGAAAGGACGAGGAAGACCAUCAAAAACGCCAUCACCAUCACAACCAAAAAAAAAUGUCCGUGUAGGACGCUCCAAACAAGCAGCCACUAAAGAAAAUGAUUCAAGUGAAGAAAUAGAUGUGUUUCAAGGUAGCUCUCCUGUCAAUGAUGAUAUUCCACAGGAAGAAACAGAAGAAGAGGAAGUUUCUACAGUAAAUGUACGGCGGAGAAGUUCUAAAAGAGAAAGGCGAUGAACAAAUGUAACCAAUAACUUUCUUUGUGAAAGCUUUGAAAAAAAUCAUUUGUUGUCAAGCCGGAGGCUGAAUAAAGCCUUUGCUGCACAAAAUGGGACUGCUGAAGAGUGGACAGUUGGACCUUACUUUGAUGACCUCAUGUGUUUGUGGUCAUACAACUUUAGCCAUACACAUGGUGAUAACAUUGACUCUAGAGUCUUGUGAAAAUGUAAUGUGUGAUGGCUAUGUAGACAUAAACUAAAGAAGAAACUUGUAAAUAUAUUUUUCUUUCUUUUUUUUUUUAUUAAUGUUUCUGACUUCUAAAGUGCUUGUAUAGCUUUUAUCUGCGGCUUUAAACUGACAGUACCCUGUUUAUUGGAUCUAUUGAUUUGAAAAGAGUUUUGUUAGAAUAGAUCGUAAGCAGUAAUCUGUCAGUGUUUGUAUUUGUAUUCUCUGCAGUUUUACUGUGAAAAUUUUUUUCAACAAACGGUGUCAUUUCCUUGAUGUCACUCUUUGUUGGAGAAUUUAAAUGGUCUCUUUCCCUUGUGUAUCUUACAUAGUGUUUACUCCUGGGCACCCUUAAUCUUCAGAGGUGCUAAAUUGUCUGCCAUUACAUCUGAGCGAAGCCUCUGAUGGGAGGACUCCUUGCAAAUUGUGAAAUAGUCCUGAAGUUGUUUGAUUAUUUUACACCUCAGUAUUGGUUCCAGAAUUUUCUGGCCUUUCAUGGCAAUGAAAAUUUUAAGAAGAGAGAGAUUUAAAAUAUUUUAAUUUUAAAGAGUGUGUUAUAAAAUAAUGUACUGAAUUCUUUAUCCCAUUUUACCAUCCUUUUCAGUUAUUAUUAAUCUACUGUAUCAAUAAAAUUCUGUAAUUUGAAUUAGAUUUUAAUAGUCUAGAAUGUUAUUGUGUAUAGAUAUUUCCUCUUGGACAAUAUGUUCAGAAAAUGCAAAUUAUUACACUAUAAUAUAAAAUCUGAUAUAUACACAUUAGAAAAGUUGCAGUUCUCCAUAAUAGUGUGUUAAUCAGAAAAAGAAAAAAAAUUUUAUUGAUGCAGUGUGUCUUUAUAAAGCUGUUCUUGAAAGCAAGUGUUUUGUAUUUUAUAGUGAGUUGCAUGUUAAUGGAAAAAUUGCUGAAAAUGGGAUGUGCUCUUUGUAAAUUCAUAUUUAGCCCAUAGUAUAUGAUAGAUUGCCCCAUAACAUAGUUUUUCAUCAAGAGUUUAUUAUUGUACUUUAUUUUGGAGCCAAAAAAUUGUUUUUUGGGGGGAGGGCAGGGUGGGAGUGAUAUCCAACUAUAUGAGCUACUGUAGGUAUCACAAUCUUAUGAACUUUGAGUGAAAUUCUACUUUGUCCAUUUUGGAAGAAGUGGAAAUUUAUUUGGAUUUAGACCAGAUCUUUUUUUUCCUCGUUGUUAUAAUCUGCAAAAUAUAGAUACAAAUUACUUAAGGCAGUAUCCUUUAUACAGUUUUAUAAACUGUGUUUUGAACCAAAAUAUAUGUUACUACUUUAAUGCUUACCUAAAUUCACUUUAGUAUUUCAGGUGCUGUUCUUUCUUUUUUCCAUGUCUUUAACAUCGUAAAAAUAAUCAUAUUCUAACUUAUUAAAUUUAUCACACUGAAUAAUGGAGCAUUUUCAUAUAAUACAUCAUUAUGUUUAAGGUAUAUUCCAAGAUUGGUUAUAAUAGAUGGGGGAUAUAAUAAAGAAACUACUAUUUUGGAAAAUGACAUUUUACUAUUUUCCAGUGUAUAUCUCAAUUGAUGUGAUUAUUUUUCUUUUAAAGACUUCUUCAUGUUUACGAAACAGCUUUUUACUUUUUAAAAAAUGUUGUGAAUUGUGUCUUAAUCUCUCAAUAUUUAACUAUUCUUCAUUUACAACCGUAUGACACCAGUGAUUGUGGGAGGCUGCUAAAUAUCAAGGCAGCUAAUGUUGGGCCAAGAUAAUUGGUUCUUAAAUGUUGCAUUAGCCCUAUUCUCCCAUACAUGCUUAUUUCUAUGUCAGCAGUACAAAGGCAUGUUUUUAAAUCUAUAAAAUAAAGAAUAAAGGAUAGCUUUGUAUUUUUGUCAUUGGCAAAAUUGCACCAGAAAUGUUUAUGAAAGUAUAUCUUUAAGACCGUUUUAUAAAACAUAAAAAUAUGAUUGUGGAGGAUUUUUAUUUGCAUGAUCAUAGUUAACCAAAUCUCAUCGUAUAUUAAUGUUGAACAUCAGUUCACAAAAACUGUUCAUUGUAGAUUUUGUUUAAUGCCAAUGAGUCUGUGAUUUUGCAACUUGUCUGUUCACUUUUGGGAAGAUUAUGAUGUAAAAUUUCCAUUUUUCUGUAGAAAAAUAGGUGCAAUAAUGAUCGAAGUUUUGAUGUCCUGAGUCUUCAUCUUGGAGGAGUACCUUAUUAUGUUUAAACUUAACAUUUCAUGUACUAACAUUUAGAGAGCCACAUACUAUAACUAUAGUAAAAUUAAGUAUGUAUAAAACAUUAAUUGCUAACAGUAGUUAGCAAAUUCUUCAGUGAUAAUGUUCAUUUUGAAAAUAUGUACUGUAUAAAAUUAAGAAAAUAUUUAACUCACUGUAACAAGUUCCAUUAUGAAAAUUUUGAUUCUUCAGUGAGGUUAUCUUGCUGCACUCUGUAGCAAAUAUGUUUAAUCUACAUUAUAAUAAAAUUUCUUGCUGCAGUGCAACAGGAAGCUAUUUCAGUGAUCUCCACUGUAUAUGUAAAUUACAGAUGUGGCUGUAAAACUUGUUUUAGGUAUUAAAGGUUAAAUUACUUUCUGUAUCUUAUUACAACUUGUAAGUUUGAUUUUUAAGAUUUCCUUUUGCCCACUUGAAGAUUAUCAGGAAUUAAAAAAAUUUGUUUAACUUAGGCACAUCUCCCUUACCACAUAGUAUUAUGUCACCAUAAUGAACAAUUGGUAUUUAGAUAAAUAACCAAUUUUCAGAAACAUUUUUGGAUUUUUCUGUGAAGUUGAAUAAACAUGAAAGCUAAUAUAAUUGUUUAUUUGAUUUAUGUGAAUCAAUACAUAUAUUGGAAUAUGUUUACUAAAUGAACAAAGACGGAUGAUAUUUAAUAUUGGAGCUUUAUGAACUUGUCAUGCAAAUCUUGGCUAACAAAGAUUUAUUGCUGUUAAAAUUAGUGGAUUGCAUAACUGAAAAAAAUAGGUAGAUAAUAGAACUUUGGAAAUAAGCCAUAAGAAAACACAUUGUUAGUGGAAGUUCUACUCAUUUCUUCAGCAAAUACGUAUUGCGUGCCUACUACUAGCUAGUCUAAUUAUAAGGUUGGAGAAGUAUGAAAACUAAUUAGAUAUAUGACAUGAUGUCAGACUGUGAAAAGUGCAGUGAGUAAGAAAGGAAAGCAGGAUAGUGCAGAAAUGAGUAGUGGAGAAUAUAUUUUAUGUACUUCAAAGCUAUGUUACUCAGUGCAUAAUGUCUCUGAUUAAGUGAACGUUUCAUAAUUAUAAAAUAUCACUUUGUAUCUUUAUGAAUAUUUCAUGUUUGCUUUGUCCAACGUUAACAUUGCAUACCAGUUUUAGCUGUUGAUUGGAUGACAGAACCUCUUUUACCCUUUUAUUUUCAACCUGUUUGUAUUCUUAUAUUUAAAGUGAGUGAUGUGAAAACAUUUUAUGCCUUCGUGGCAUUUUUUUUUUUACAAUGGCUGAAGGAUGUUUAUUCUUUUUAUGUGCAGAAGACAUAGCAGCAUACAUUUAGCCUAGUUUAGUGGCAAGUUCUUUAGCCUUUGCCUUUUUCAGCUUGGAGGUGCUAGCCACCGAUUUUGGACUCAGAAUGUGCUUCCCCAGUGACUACAGAUCUCAUGACCUCUGUCACUGUAAUUGGUUUUGAUAGCUUCUACCAGCUUAGCCAGGGCUCCUUUGUUUUCAGAGUAACCUGUGUAAAGGUGACGGUGGUCCCCAGUUCAGCUUUUCCUUUGAUAAUGGAGUAGGAAACCUCCAUCUUCCAAGACAGGGCAGGUAGGAAGACAGACAACUUGGCUUCCACAUCACCACCAGCUGAGCCUGUUCUCAUCAGGGUGAUGACAGUAUUUACCCCUGUUCAAAGGAUAGGUAGUCUCUUAGUGGGGACAUCCCCUUAGCCAGCAGCCUUCUUCUCAACCCAGGCCAACAAUCUUCGCUUCUUUUCCUAGGACUAUGGUCUGUAUUUGUGAGCCAGCUUUAGCAGUUGAGUAGCGGUUUUAGUGGUCCAAGGCCUGUGUGCACUGGUAAAUGGCAGGUGGCACUUUUAGUCACUUAAAAUAGCCCUUUGUUGCUGCAGCCUGAUGUAGUGGGUCCAUUUGACAAAGCGUGUGAGGUCUCUUCUGUGUGUCCUGGAUGUCCUGUCCAGUGCCAAAAGUCCUGUAACUUUUCUCAAACAAUUCAUUUACCACAUUCUUGGCCUCCUGAUUCUUUGCAAUCGUAGGGGGCAGGGCCAGCUUCUUUACCUUGGUGCCUUUUGGCCUCUGGUGGCUGCAUCCUUUUACCCAAUCUUAGAGUUUUUGUUCUUAAAAUGUUUAUUGACUGUUUGCUUUUGGUGUAAUUACUGAUGGCAGAAUUUAUUUUUAUUAUUUUUUUAAUUUUUAUAUUUCCCAUACAAUUGCAACCCUCUGAUUUUGACCCCAAUCCCUCCUUUCCCCCCCACCCCCAAAGGGUGUCUCUGGUUCAUAGUUGUUUGUUGAUUUUGGUUUUUUUCUUUCUUAUAGUUAUUCUUUUUCCUGGUCCCUUAUUUAGGUUUUCUAGAUUCCUGUUAUGAGUGAGACCAUCCGGUAUUUUUCUUUUUCUUUCUGGCUUAUUUCGCUGAGCAUGAUCCCUUCCAGCUCCAUCCAUGUUGCUGCAAACUACAUGUGUUUAUCUCUUUUGAUUGCUGAGUAAUAUUCCAUUGUGUAUAUGUACCACAUCUUCUUGAUCCAGUCAUCUUAUUUUUGGGCGUUUGGGUUGUUUCCAUAGCUUAGCUAUUGUAAAUAGUGCUGUUAUAAACAUAGGGGUGCAGGUGCCCUUUGGAAUUAAUGUUUCUGUGUCCUUUGGGUAAAUACCUAGUUGUGGAAUUGCUGGGUCUUAUGGAAGCGCUAUCUUUAGUAGGUUGAGGAAUCUCCACACAGCUCUCCAUAGUGGUUGGACCAGUUUGCAUCCCACCAGCAGUGCAGGAGAGUUCCUUUCUCUCCACAUCCUCGCCAACAUUUGUUGUUGCUAGUUUUUUUAAUAUGUGCCUUUCUCACUGGUGUGAGAUGGUAUCUCAUUGUAGUUUUGAUUUGCAUUUCCCUGAUUGCAAGUGACGUUGAACAUUUUUUCAUAUGCCUGUUGGCCAUUUGUAUUUCCUCUUUGGAGAAGUUUCUUUUUAGCUCUUCUGCCCAUUGUUUGACUGGAUUAUUUUCUUUGUUUUUGUUGAGUCUCAUCAGCUCCUUUGUAGAUUUUUGUGAUCAGUCCUUUAUCAUUAGUGUUGUGUGCAAAAAUUUUCUCCCAGUCGGUGGGGUUUCUCUUUGUUUUCAUAAUUGUCUCUUUUGCUGUGCAGAAGCUCUUUAAUUUAACAAUCCCCAGCUAUUUAUCUUUGCCUUCACUAUCACUGCUCUGGGUGAUGCGUCUGUAAAGAUGUCUUUGAGGUGCAUGUCAUGUAGUGUUUUGCUUGUAUUUCCUUCUAUAUAUUUUAUGGUUUCAGGUCUUAUGUCUAGUUCUUUAAUCCAUUUUGAGUUGGUUUUUGUGCUUGGUGUGAGGUAGUGGUCAAGCUUCAUUCUUUUGCAUGUAGUGACCCAGUUUUCCCAGCACCAUUUAUUGAACAAACUUUCUUUGCUCCAGUGCAUAUUCUUUGCUCCUUUGUCAAAGAUUAGUUGACCAUAGAUCUGUGGGUUUAUUUCUGGGUUUUCUAUUUGGUUCCAUUGGUCCAUGUGUCUGUUCUGGUUCCAGUACCAUGCAGUUUUGAUUAUUAUGGCUUUGUAGUAUAGUUUGAAAUAUGGGAGACUGAUGCCUCCAUUCCCUUCUUUUUUUUUUUUCAGGAGGGUUUUGGCUAUUCGGGAUUUUUGGUGGCUCCAUAUGAAUUUCAUCAAUAUUUUUUCUAUUUCCUCGAAGAAUGACAUUGAAAUUUUAAUUGGAAUAGCAUUGACUCUAAAUUGCUUUUGGUAGGAUGGCCAUUUUGAUAAUGUUAAUUCUUCCAAUCCAUGCGCAGGGAAUGUCUUUCCAUUUCUUUGUGUCUACUACUUUUUUUUUUCAAUAUUUAUUUAUAUAUACAUACAUACAUACAUGCAUACAUACAUACAUACAUACAAGCACUGGGUACAGUCAGAAGCACGGGAGGGUGAGAGAAUUCACCAGAGCCAGAGCGGGGAGCAGA